AUGAAACUUUUGCCGUUUUGCACUUGGCUUCCAUGCCUUUUGAUUUUUAGCUUGUGCUUUGGAUCUGAGUGCGGGACUCUGAGGCGGACGGUAAGAUCUAAAAGAGACUUGGUGCGCAUCAGGGAAGCUAGAAGUACCUUACCAGGAGCCUGUGCCACACGCUUGCCUCGGGGCAAACGUUCUCUGCCCGGGAUAGAUCGGCGUUCGCCUCGCCUCCAUCCUCGCUUUUCUGUGACAGGCGAGAACACUUCAUACCGGCGAAGGACUGUUUACUUUACCGGUAGAGGAGAUCAACUACGUCUUAAACCAAGUGUGGAGGUACCGCGGGGCAAUUUUACCCUGGAAAUGUGGAUAAAACCAGAGGGUGGUCAGCGCUCUCCAACUGUUAUCGCAGGGCUGUAUGAUAAAUGUUUCUAUGUGACCUGUGACCGAGGCUGGCGACUUGGCAUCAGACCAGUGAGCGAUCAAGGCAACAGGGACCCUCGUUUCUACUUCUCCCUAAAAACAGACAGAGCCCACAAAGUCACCACCAUCAUCUCCAAUGCCCCCUACGCACCAAACCACUGGUACCACCUGGCCAUCACCUACAAUGGCCUCCGCAUGAAGCUCUACGUGAACGGGGCUCAGGUGGCCGUGAGUCGGGACCAGUCUGGUGAGGUGUUCAGUCCGCUCACCAAAAAGUGCAAGGUGCUCAUGGUGGGUGGCAAUGCCCUCAACCACAACUACCGAGGAACACUGGAGCACCUUAGUUUAUGGAGGAGAGCCCUGACCCAGCGCGAGAUUGUCAGCUAUGUGCAGAGUCACGAGCGUGACCAUCCAUAUGACCUCUCUUACUUGGUAAUUCACGAGAACUUUGAGAACACGUCCCGCAAGUGGCUGACGGUGAAAGACGGGAGCUUCCCACAGGUUGGCGUCUCGGAUCGGGCAUGGUCAGGCUACCUGGGCACCUCCGCCAGUACCACGCUCCUUCCACCGCCAUGCGGUCAGACCAUCUGUGACAAUGUGCAAGUGAUAACGAGUUACAACCACUUCUGGAGCUUCCGCGAACCCAAGAUGGUGCGCUACCGGCUGGUCAACGUGUACGAUGAUGACGGCCGGAGGCCCACGGUCACCGAGCACCAGAUCAACCUCCAGCACCAGCACCUCAAUAAUGCCUUCCGCACGUACAAUAUCACCUGGGAGCGCACGGUCCACAACAUCUACAACUCCUCCCUCCGUGACCGCCUCAUUCUCGCCAACUGUGAUGUCAGCAAAGUGGGUGAUGAGGAGUGCGACCUAGAAUGCAACCACACGCUAACGGGCUUCGAUGCCGGCUACUGCAGGAGGCAGACCACAAGCUGUCCAAAACACAAACAGGGGAACGGGGUUUGUGACCCCGAGUGCAACUGGGAUCAUUUCUACUACGACCAUGGGGACUGCUGCAAUCCCAAUGUCACUGACGUCACCAAAACAUGCUUUAACCAUACUUCACCGUACAGGGCCUACCUGGAUGUGAAGGAGCUGAAGGAGAUCCUGCACCUGGAUGGCUCCACACACCUCAAUGUCUUCUUUGCCAACUCCUCUGAUGAGGAUCUGGCAGGAGUGGCCACGUGGCCUUGGGAUAAAGAGGCCUUAACACAUUUAGGUGGCAUCGUGCUGAACCCCUUAUUCUACGGAACCUUCGGCCAUACGCAUACUAUGAUCCACGAGAUCGGCCACAGCCUCGGACUGUACCACGUUUUCAAGGGGAUUUCAGAAGUAGAGUCAUGCAACGACGCCUGUCUGGAAACAGAGCCCUCGUUAGAAACUGGAGACCUGUGUGCAGAUACAAAUCCCACACCAAAGUACAAAUACUGCAGAGACCCAGAGCCUGUAAAUGAUACUUGUGGACAAUGUUACUUCAAGCACACACCGUAUAGAAAUUAUAUGAGCUAUGCAGAUGAUGACUGCACAGAUUCCUUUACACCAAACCAGGUGGCUCGCAUGCACUGUUACCUAGAUCUGGUCUACCAUUCCUGGAGGCCAGACAGUAAGCCAGCACCGGUCCCACUGCCUCCACGCCUGAAGAAACAGGAGCACGACUCCUUCACGCUGGAGUGGUUUCCUGCCCUUACUGGACAGUACUUCGACAGAGAAGUGGGAUCAAUAUGCGAUAGAUGCACUGAAGGCCAGGUGCUCCUACAGUACGCUUCGAACUCAUCUUCACUGAGACCCUGCACUCCGUCAGGCCAUUGGAGCCCCCGCGAGGCAGAGGGGGCGCCGGACGUGGAGCAGGUCUGUGAACCAAGCGUGCGCACAUGGAGCCCCAAUGCUGGGCUGGACUCGACCAGUGUGGGGUCGGCCUCCUGCCCCCCACAGGGCUGCAUGCUGCAGUUGGACUUCGCCCACCCGCUGGUGCCCGACUCUCUCACCAUAUGGGUCACCUUCUUCUUGGCGGAGGAGGGCAACGCGGCCACCCUGCAAAACGUCCUCUUGCUGACGCUGAGCGGCAACAACGUGUCACUGGGUCCGCAGACCGCCUACUGCGACACGGCGCUCACGAUCAAGCUCUCCGUGGAUGAAGAGGUGUACGGCGUGCAGUUCUUCACCAUGGAGCAGCACCUGGAGAUUGACGCCACGCUCAUGGUCUCCAGGCCCGGCACCAUGCUCUGCUGGCCAUGCCAGCCACUGCGCUACAGACUGAUGCGGGACCCGCCUUUCAGCCACGCUCCUCAUGGUGUUGUUCUUACAGACGCCACCAGGAGAUAUACAGACAGGGAUGUGAAGUCUGGUGAAACAUACACCUACCAUGUUCUGACUGUGUCCAAGACAACAGAGAGUGAGCCCUCUCCCCCGCUCAUACAUCAGCUGGGAUCAGCCUAUUGUGGAGACGGACUCAUCCAAAAAUAUCUGGGAGAACAGUGUGAUGACAUGAAUUUUUCCAAUGGGGAUGGAUGCUCCAACCAAUGCAAGAAAGAACCUUUAUUUAACUGUGUUGAUGAACCCAGCAUGUGCUACUUCUAUGACGGCGAUGGCGUGUGUGAGGACUUUGAACGUGAGACAAGUGUGAGAGACUGUGGGCUCUACACACCCACUGGGUACCUUGAUCAGUGGGCCACAGCCGUGGAGGUCUCCAAUGAACACAGGGUGUACUGUCCUGCAGAGGUGGCUGUUGGGUAUCCUGCUGUGACAAAGAGCUGCCAGUCUAAGGUAUUUGACCUCUCUGAUGGUGUAUCUCAGUAUGCCUGGUUUCCAUGUGAAGAGGCAGGGCACGUGUGGAAUGGCCAGUACAGGUUAAAGGCGCACUACGAACACCCCAUGGUAGCUGCAGCUGUCAUUAUCCACCUGGCCGCAGACGGAACGGCCUACAGUGAUCAGACCCAGGGCAACGUCACCGUCCAGCUGGUGGACACCAAGGAGCAAAUCCACAAACUUGGUGAAUGGAGGCUGAGUUGCCGGAACAAUCCACUGGUUAUCCCUGUGAGUCACGACCUAAGCACAGCCUUCUACAGGACCAGGGCCAUCGUGGUGAGCUUCCGCUCCACCCUGGUGGCUAUCUCAGGUGUAGGCCUGCGCUCCUUCCAGUACUUUGAUCCCAUCACCAUCAGCGGCUGCCAGAGCAAUGAAAUCUAUAAUCCAAUGGGCAAAAGCUGUGUGCAUUACUCAUGUGAUGCCAUCGACUGCCAGAAUCCUCUGGUCCAAAACGCCGUGAUGAACUGCAGUAGUCAGAGCUACUUCAAUGGCGUACGCUGCACCAUCACCUGCAACCGCGGCUACACCCUCAAAGUCCACCAGGAUGACAUCAUCAUCAAAACACAGUUGGACUCCAGUGCAACCCUCACCUGUGCAGAUGGGAAGUGGAACAAGCAGGUGUCCUGUGAGCCCGUGGAUUGUGGCCGGCCCGACAAGUACCACGUGCACCCGGCCAUUUUCCACUUCUCAGAGGGCACCACCUACGGCAAGAAGUGCACUUUCCAGUGCCGACCACCAGCACAGCUCAUAGGCAACAACAACGUGCUGAGGUGUAUGGAGGACGGAAUGUGGUCCUUCCCCGAGGCCCUGUGUGAGCUGCGCUGCCCCGCCCCUCCCGCCGUGCCUCACGCCAUGCUGCAGACCCGCCGCUGCAACGCCACGGGCCUCAAGGUCGGCUCCAUCUGCAAGUACAAGUGCAGGCCCGGUUACCACGUCCCCAGCGCAGACAGCUCCCGAAGGCGGGCAUUCACACGGCAGUGCACGGAGGAUGGAAGCUGGCAGGUGGUGGCCUGCAUACCCGUGACAUGCCAGCCGCCUCCGCCCGUUUUCCACGGCAGCUACCAGUGCACCAAUGGCUUCCAGUUCAACAGCGAGUGCUGGCUGACCUGCCCUGCCCCCAACCACACGGUGGACUUUACAAGUGCGAUCCGUUGUAGGAAGGACGGGAACUGGACUGGCUCUUUCCGCCUCUGUCCCGACCUGAAAGGCCAGUGCCGCUUCCCUCAAAACCUGAACCCCAGCAUCACCAGUGACUGCGCUGGAGAGCACGCCAUCGGAGAGGAGUGUAAGCUGACUUGCAAAGACGGCAGCAGCAGUGUGGUGCUCCUUGCUCACAACAUGACUGUCGACACCGUGAUGACAGACCACUGGAGAAACCCACCAAAAGUAAAGAGUAUUGUAUGCACAAUUGGACUGAACUGGCAUCCCAGCCCUGGGACUCUCCAUUGCAUUAAAGGUUGUGAGCCCUUCAUGGGUGAUAACUACUGUGAUGCCAUCAACAACCGAGCAUUCUGUAACUACGAUGGUGGAGACUGCUGUCACUCUACUGUUAAAACUAAAAAGGUGAUCCCGUUCCCCUCGUCGUGCGACACCCAGGAAGACUGUGCAUGUCGAGACCCAAAUGCCCAGGAGAACAGCAAAACACUGAGCUACCGCUUGCUAGGGUGAGACCUGGGCCACCAGAAUGCAAGCAAACAAGCAAGCAAGCAAACAAGCAAGAAAGCAAACAAACAAACAAACAUUCCUUUCCAUGCUGCUUACAAGAGGGCCAAUCCACUCACACCAUCCUCUGACAUGCUCACUGGCGCAUUCUCGCCUCUCCCCCAUCCAACGAUGCCUACCCACCAAGUAUAGCAUCCCAGAAACAUAUGAUACAAUGCAACAACAUACACAAGGUUCAGACACAAAUAAAAAGGGGAGGUAGAUCUUUUUGUUUGUUUUAGGAACCAGCGCA
Messenger RNA from Electrophorus electricus (electric eel), 5164 nucleotides. It is a transcript of the gene pappab, whose product is annotated as pregnancy-associated plasma protein A, pappalysin 1b. Lineage: Eukaryota; Metazoa; Chordata; Actinopteri; Gymnotiformes; Gymnotidae. The record is from RefSeq and is a predicted model, not a curated record. Gene Ontology annotation, molecular function: metalloendopeptidase activity. Gene Ontology annotation, biological process: proteolysis; cell surface receptor signaling pathway.